ACCAUUCCCGAAGCAUAAUGUAAACAUAGAAAAAUGUAAUGAGUCAUUAAACACAAUAUUUUUAAUGUGUCGACUUUUAUUAUUUACAAAAGAAGAUAAGGUGUAUCAAUUAUCAGUUUGUAUACGCUUGUACAGAAUUUCGUUUGCCAAACAUACAUAUGCACAUAAUUCCCCUUUUACACGGCUAACAAUUUUGUUACGAAGAUUUCCACGGUUUCUCAAUGAUUUUCUAUUCGCACCGUGCUCGGAAAAUUGCCAUGACCCGAUCAAAUUGUGUUUCGCGGCCGAAAAUUGCCGAAGUGACGUUCGGCUCCCUCGGGUGGUCACAUAGAAAAUGGAGUUUGAGCGAGGCAAGCGAAGCAGCUAUUCGCCAUCGUUGAUGGGCGCACAACGAGGGUCCUGAGCUGGCUGCGCCGUGUAUCUAGUGAUUAACCCGUAUUUUUGUGCUUAAUGCGAGCAAAAAGUACGUCGAGGUGAAACUGGAACCGACUGUGAAACGAUCGAGGAUCCCACAAAAUGUCAUCCGCACAAGUUGAUCGUCCCACAAAAGUGGGUCAGAUCAAUAAAAAAGAGAAUGAGAAGUCAAGGAAGACUUUUAACUCCUCUCAUAAGAAGCACAAGCAUGAAGAUGGUCGUCAUUUUAAGUUUGGUCGUAAACGUCUGCAAAGUUUUACUAGUAAUGGUAAAUUCUUUCCACCAUAUAAACGCAGAAAGAAGGAAGGUGUCAUUAUACCACCAACAAAGUUUCUGCUUGGUGGCAACAUAUGUGAUCCGUUGAAUUUAAACAGUAUGCAAGACGAGGAAAUAAAUAGAGCUAUGAAUGCUGUUACACCUAAGUCUAGCCCACUGCCCACACCUAAACACAAGAAAGAGGCAAUCGAAGUUAUUAUACCUCCUAAUAUUUGUGAUCCACUGAAUCUGUGCAAUUGCAGUGAUGACGAUGAAUAUGAAAAACAGCUGAUUUCUCCAACAAAAAAAGGUUCCAAACGCAGAAACAGAAAGAAAAAGAGAGCAUCUUCAGGUUCUGGGAAGGAUGAUGCAAGUGAUCCAUCCGAAUUGAAAAUUAAAGAGAGUGACAUAACUGAUGUUACAGAACCUGAAGAGCAGGCUGCACCAGAAAAAGUUGAAACAGCACAGCAGUGUGCACCGUUAAACUCUCCACCACCUAAUCAGCCUAAAGAAUCCAAACCAGAAAGUCCACAGAAAGAUAAAAAUAAACUACGGUUAAAAGGUUUAGAAGAACCAAAAGAUAAACGAUUACGGAAGGUUGAUGUAAAAGAUAAAAUUGUUAGCCCUGUGAUUCCUCAACCCGGAGCAUGGAAACCUAGACCACAACACCGGCCUAGCCAGGAUAAGAAAAAGAAGCAAACAAUGCCAAAUUUCAGAGAGAAAAAUGCACGUUAUCAGUAUGGCAACUACAAUAGGUACUAUGGCUAUCGUAAUGCUCAUCAUGAAGUAGACACAAGACUGACAGUAUUUGCACAACGCAAAGAGUUAUUCAUUGGGAAAGAUGUAUUGGAUAUCGGUUGCAAUAUUGGCCAUAUUACUCUGUCCGUUGCAAGGGACCUGGCAGCUCAUAGUGUAACUGGUAUUGACAUUGAUCGAACACUCAUCAUUAUUGCUAGAAAAAAUAUCAAACACUAUGUCAAUUGUGUACAGUCCCCUGCUGGUAACGAAGACAGCGAUCACCAUGAUGUAAACUUCUUCCCGAUCUCUAUGCCAAUCAAUUAUGGACCGGUUGAUAUUCCAGGUUUCACAAAGAACAAGAAUCACAAAGGUUUUCCUUAUAAUGUUACUUUUGUGCAGGGUAAUUACGUACUCGAAGAUGACGCCCUUCUGUGCACAGAACAACCGCAGUUCGAUACGAUCCUCUGCUUAUCCAUCACCAAGUGGAUACACCUGAAUUUCGGAGACGCGGGACUCAAGCAAGCCUUUAAACGAAUGUACGCUCAGCUUCGUCCAGGUGGAGUUCUUAUUUUGGAAUCCCAAGGUUGGAGCAGUUACACCAAAAAGAAGAAUCUUACAGAACGAAUAUAUAAAAAUUACCAGAAUAUCGAGUUUCAACCGCACAAUUUUACGCAGUAUUUACUAUCGCCCGAAGUGGGUUUCUCCAAGUGCGAAGUGCUCUCUAUUCCCCCUCAUCCAUCGAAGGGCUUUCAACGGCCGAUUCAUCUGUUCACGAAGCCGGGAUCAUCUCAAGAGAACACAGAAACUUCCACGCUGAAACGGCAAGAGCGGACAAACGAAGAGAGGAAGGAGCAAAUAGAGCGUAGAGCGUACGAAAAGAAGUUGUUCCAGAAAGGAAAUACCAAGGAGGGGAACAUGUCGGAAAUCAGCCAACAAAGCAAUGAGUCCAUGAGUCAGUACGAUCAAUUGGAAAAUGUUUACGCACCCAGCGCGACACCGUGUUACGACACACCGGGUUACAACAACGACAGUCAACCGCCGGACGCCUCGAAGAUGUGCUACCUGGACGUCAAUAUGGAAAACGACAAAACAGAGUUGGAGAGCCAAGACGCGACUGACAAGACUACGGAAUCCACUACGGAAACUAUGUCGCGGAAGCGUAACUUGGAUGCGGUGGCUGACGAUCUUUCUACGAUAGACGCAAAACGUCCUAAAAAGGUGGAAGAGGCGGUCGAGACCAAACCAGUGGAAGCCAACAAAGAAUUAGCACCUCGGGCGACGGUUUCCGACGACAGUGAGUGUAGGUUAGAAAAAAAACAAAAAGGGGACAACGAAUUAAACGCUCGACCGGCAGUGGACAAGUCAGUUUCGAAUUCCGAGGAUUGCAUAGAAGACAAACAGGAUUCGAGGAUCGUGGAUCAAAAGGAAGAGGACAACGGAUCGAGGAGUCGUUGUGAAGAAGAACAGACGGGAACGCAGCGCGGCGAACUGACCUCGGACAACACGUAAAUUAGUACUCUGAACGCUUUUUGCGUGGAAAACGAGCGGUGCUAUCAAAUUCUGGCUGUUUGGUUGUUAUCCAUUUACUUGGCCAAUCGUUUUUCAUUCUUGUUUUUCUUGUCCUUCCAUUCCUUGUUCAUCUCGUAAACAUUCGUAUGAAUUACGUCACGUUGAAAUGGAAGCAGCGGACGCGGAAUUCCAUCGAGAUCUCGUGCGUCGAGCGAUUCCAAUGGCAACGAUGACGAACUUGAAACUCGAUCCGUCUUCAUUGUUUGUACCGUGCGAACGGGACGAAUGUUUCUGAGCGUUCCAAAGCGCCCUGUCGCUGGACGCGCACCCGUACAGUUUCGUUUGUUCGUUUCGUCUCUCCUCUCCUCAUUUUGUAAUCGAUUUUUAUUAUUUCAUUGAAAACCGAGUUACGCCGAGUAAGCGGAUAGGUGUCCCCUUAGAAUACCUGGUGAGAGUUUCAGUGUCUUUGUAUCGGUGCGUUUGAAAUCGAUCUCGAAUAUUAUAGAGACUAUAGUUGGAGCAAAAUCAAUUGGCCUAGGAGCUGUUUCCCUGUAACGCGUAACGGAUGUUACAGGGAAGAGGGUAAUACCGUCGGAGUGGGGAUAAUGACCUUGACCGGUUAGUUUAGCCACUGCUGCCAGUAUAAGAUGAGAGCAAUUACGCGCCGACUAUACACCAAGUGUCGGGCAAGUUUUUAAUCAAUUUCCUCGACGAAAACAACUCGUACGCAAAAGAAUUAUUCGUAUUAAUUCGACGUAAUUUUUCAUAUAGCCUAAUUCCAGUUGUACCAUCGAUCGACGGGACACCACCUUGUAGAACGGAUGAUCGUUACCGAGCGUUUUAGCGGGAAGAUAGGUGUAACAGAAAAUUCCUUAACGGCCUCGCGAUAGCCAAUUAAGUUUGCUCCAACCGAGUCGUACGUGUUACACACACGGCGCACUGCGAUGCUCCAUUAGAGAGAUAAUGCGCGGUGGGGAGGAUACCGGGGUGGGAGGGGGGGAUAACAAGAAACAUAAAUCAAGUACUGUACACGAUAGAAAUUGUAUCGCUUUACGUAGCACGAUUGUGAUAGCGAGAGGACAGGGCGUGCUUUACCCCAGGCUGUGUCUGACGUGAGACAAGGGCAAAAGGUGAUGGGCGAAACAAAUUCUAAGUGCCGUGCCUAAUUCAGAGCGUUUUCUCAUUGUUCGCUGUACGUACUGUCCGAGGGGCACAGUUUGUCGGUCGACGGAA
Nomia melanderi (Alkali bee) is the source of this 4149-nucleotide messenger RNA. NCBI's taxonomy places the organism in Eukaryota, Metazoa, Arthropoda, Insecta, Hymenoptera, Halictidae. The record is from RefSeq and is a predicted model, not a curated record.